This is a messenger RNA of Nerophis lumbriciformis (worm pipefish), 3180 nucleotides long. The record is from RefSeq and is a predicted model, not a curated record. NCBI's taxonomy places the organism in Eukaryota, Metazoa, Chordata, Actinopteri, Syngnathiformes, Syngnathidae.
AUGGCGACCGUACCCGUCUAUUGCAUCUGCAGAUUACCUUACGACGUGACCCAAUUUAUGAUUGAGUGCGAUGCUUGCAAGGACUGGUUUCACGGCAGCUGUGUUGGUGUGGACGAAGAUGAUGCCCCAGAUAUUGACAUAUACCAUUGUCCAAACUGUGAGAAGACUCACGGCAAAUCCACAUCAAAAAGGAAAAAAAAUUGGGACAAACAUGACACUUGGCAAAGCACAGAUCUCCAAGCUGUUCAAAAUGGCAGUCAAGUUUUCAUAAAGGAGCUCCGUAGUAGAACAUUUCCAAGUGCUGAAGAUAUUGUCGUUAAAUUAAGUGGCAGUCAGCUGACGAUGGAUUACCUGGAGGAGCACGGUUUUGAGGAACCUAUCCUUGUUCAGAAAAAAGAUGGCUUGGGAAUGUCUAUGCCACCUCCGUCCUUCUACAUCAGUGAUGUGGAAAAUUAUGUUGGUCCUGAUGUUGGAGUUGAUGUUGUUGAUGUCACCAAACAGACUGAUAGCAAGAUGAAACUCAAAGAUUUUGUUGAUUAUUAUUAUAGCACAAACAGAAAGAAAGUUUUAAAUAUAAUCAAUCUGGAGUUCUCUGACUCAAGGAUGAACAGUAUUGUGGAGAGUCCACAAAUUGUACAGAGAUUGUCUUGGGUUGAAAACUACUGGCCUGAAAAUGCACUGCUUGGAAAGCCGAAAGUCACUAAAUACUGUCUGAUCUGUGUGAAAGACAGUUACACAGAUUUUCACAUUGAGUGUGGCGGUGCCUCUGUCUGGUAUCAUGUAUUAAAGGGAGAAAAGAUCUUUUUUCUCAUCAAGCCAACCUCUGCCAAUCUUUCUCUGUAUGAGCGUUGGAGGUCGUCAUCCAAUCACAGCGAAAUGUUCUUUGCUGACCAAGUGGACAAGUGUUACAAAUGCCCUCUGAAGCAAGGACAGACUUUGUUCAUCCCAUCAGGUUGGAUCAAUGCCAUUCUGACUCCAGUUGACUGCUUAGCAUUCUCUGGCCAUUUUGUCCAUAACCUGAGCGUCGAGAUGCAGAUGAGAGCUAAUGAAAUUGAGAAGCGACUGAAGAUGAAAACACUCACCCCUUUCCCCAACUUUGAAACAGCAUGCUGGUAUGUGGGAUGCCAUCUCCUCGAACGAUUCAAAGGAUUACAUAAAGCAAAUAAGCAGCCAGCACCAUAUCUGGUCCAUGGUGCCAAAAUCAUCAAUGGAGCCUUUAGAGCAUGGACAAAAAAACAGUCCCUCUUAGAACAUGAAGAUGAACUUCCAGAGAACUUGAAACCUUCACAGCUAAUCAAAGAUCUUGCCAGAGAGAUUAGACUCUCAGAGAAUGCGACGAAAGCUACUAAGAGUGAGUUGCCAGUGGAGGGCCUCUCACUACCCCACUCUGAUCCUGAAGAUCCUGUUUCACCAUCCGAAGUUCCUUCACCGAGCUUUGAGAGAGUCAGAAAGAUACCCCUCAACCCCCCAACACCCCAUAGAACUUCCAGUCUCUCAAAGAUGCCAAAUGGGCCUAAACCUCAGAAAAUACUCAAAGCCAAAGAGGGUGGUAAAAAGCAAUUGAAAACUGUAACAGAUUCGCCCUCUCCACCUAAACCCUCCAGUUUCACAGCUCUGGAGUCCCAUGCAAAGGAUAUUUUGCGCAAAAUGGACCAGCCUAAGAAACCAAAGAAUAUUGUGAUGUCAGAAAAAGAAACGUUAAAGCAAAAUGAUGUGAAAAAGUUGGAAAUUAGAGAGCAGAAUAAAAACAAGACUGAAGCAAAAUGGAAAUACAAGAAUAGUAGACCAGACUCCCUGCUAAAAAUGGAAGAGGACUGCAAAUUUGACAGAACGUCAGUUUUUGGCAAUAAAUUCAGCUUUACACUGGCCCAGAAAAUCUUGGGCUCAAAGACAUCAAAAAUGAAGACUGACACAAGUAUUUUUGGGACAACGCAAAACUUAAAAGAGGAUAAACCCAAGCCAGUUAGAGAUGAGUAUGAAUAUGUCUCAGAUGAAGGUGAACUGAAGAUUGAGGAAUUUCCAAUUCGACGGCAAAAGAACACCAUAAAGAGAGACCUUUCCUUUUUGUCAGAAAUCAGAGAACCAAUUCACCCAACCAAAAAACCCAAGACCAAGCCCUUGGCAUCAAAGAGUGCUGAUUCUUCAGAUGAAGAAACUCUACAUAUAGACACAGACGCCAAGCCUGAUGGUAAAAGUCGCAAUUUAAACAUGAAAAGAAAGAAAAGAAAAAGUGGGAGUGCGACAGGGAUCCUUGACUUACUGCAAGCCAGCAAGCAAGUGGGCGGAAUGGAUUACAGUACCAAUAGUCAGCGACCUGCAUCUCCAAGCACACAAGAGGCCAUUCAGGGCAUGCUGUCAAUGGCAAAUCUGCCAUCGUCAGAUAAUUUGCAGCAGCAGUGGAGCAGCAAUCACUCAAGAAACAGUAGUCAGUCAAAGGACAUCUGCAGCAUGCAAAAUUCGCUGACCAGCAAGAAGGCCACAAGAGGAGUUCAAAUUGGCCGCACCAGCAAUAACAAGCAGUUCACUAAACGCUUCUUGACGAAACCUCAGAAGAGCAGCAGUAUUGAGACUAUCGAUUAUGAUGACCAGGAUCACAUGGAUGCAUGCUUCAAAGACUCAGAUUAUGUUUAUCCAUCAUUGGAGUCAGAGGAGGACAAUCCUGUUUUUAAAUCCAGAUCAAAAAAACGGAAAAACAGCGAUGAUAUACCAUACAGUCCAACAGCUCGCAUAGUACCCUCAGUUCCUCGACAGGGAAGGCCUGCAAGAGAAGGCGCACGUGUUGCCUCCAUAGAAACCGGCCUGGCUACUGCUGCAGCAAAGCUAUCUCAUCAGGAGGAGCGACAAAAAACAAAGAAGAAAGUCAUCAAAAAGAAGACGACACUAGUAGAGGAGCCACCAAAUGUCUCUCAAGAUGUUAGCUCGUCAGACCACAAUGAGGACUCACAGGAUGGCGACCUCACAGACCAUGAGCUGAAUAGCGAAACAAUCAAGUUGCCAGCAGGGUCGCAGCCCAUGGCACCAGGAGUGUUUCUCAGCCAAAGGACAACAUCAGUGUCUUCUCCGAAGCGUAACUCUACUGUGAUCUGUCCAGCGAAGCGGCUAAAGAAAGGCAUGGCAACAGCAAAACAGAGACUUGGAAAGAUUUUAAAGAUCCAUCGAAAUGGAAAACUCCUCCUGUAG